AUGAUGAAAAUAUUCUUAUUCUGAUAAAUGGCUCUAUUUAAGACAAAAAAUACCCUUUCAUUAAUCAUUCACUUUAUAAAUAGGGUUGAAAUAGCCAUGGAUUCCAAAGUAAUACUUCUAGUUGCCUUGGUGAUCGUGCCAGCUGUAUCAGCAAAAUUUUUAUCGGUGGGAAAUGCCAACGACUAUAUUGACAAGGUUAUAGAAAAUGCUAAGCUCGCUAUUGGCUCAGAUAUUGACCCUUUGCCCUUACCAGAACACACAGUCGGAUUUGAAAAAAAAAUAUUGCUUAUAACCUACACAGGAGAAGCCAAGCUGUUCGAUGGUUAUAUUUCUGGCUUAUCUAGCUUGCAUCGAACAGGUGACUGUACUAUUGCCAAAGCAGAAGAUCUAGUAAGCAUCUUUGCUGACGUAGGUUUUAACAACAUAGAAGCCAGUUAUAAAGGUGAAGUUAAAUUCAUGGAACUUGGGCCCACAAUCACUGUCACAGCAAAAGUUGAAUCCAUCAGGAUCAAGAUGGGAAUAGCGGCAUCAACCACAGAUGAAGAUUCUGCCCUUCAGAGUUUCGAGUUAACUGAAAUUACUGGCAUUGAAGUAAAAAUAGGAGGCCUUGGACUUCUAAAUUGGAUCUUCAAUUUACUUAGUAACUUGGUGAUCAAAAUUCUAAAGAGAAGUAUCACCACGGUCAUUGAACGACAAAUACGAAAUGCUAUCGCCAGCGAAAUCGCCAAAAUAAAAUUUCCAAUUGAUAUUUGACUAGUGAAAAUUUAACUGCAAAGAGCAAAAGCUACUUUUUCCUACAAAUCAAUCAGUUUUUGUUUGUUUUAUUAUAUGUUCAUUUAAAUAGACAAUGUGGAAAAAAUUAAUGAACUUUUUUUCUUGACAAUAUCAGUUAACUUUUAUCCCACCUGAUAUCUUCGCCUAACAUUUUUGUAAUUUUACUAUCAAUAAAUUGGUGACUUGCCAGUA
Molecule: messenger RNA, 966 nt
Organism: Limulus polyphemus (Atlantic horseshoe crab)
Lineage: Eukaryota; Metazoa; Arthropoda; Merostomata; Xiphosura; Limulidae
Exons: 3
Coding region: 28-753 (241 amino acids)
Source: RefSeq, a predicted model, not a curated record